Molecule: messenger RNA, 1212 nt
Organism: Carya illinoinensis
Lineage: Eukaryota; Viridiplantae; Streptophyta; Magnoliopsida; Fagales; Juglandaceae
Product: transcription factor WER-like
Exons: 3
Coding region: 303-1067 (254 amino acids)
Biological process (GO): regulation of DNA-templated transcription
Cellular component (GO): nucleus
Molecular function (GO): DNA-binding transcription factor activity; sequence-specific DNA binding
Source: RefSeq, a predicted model, not a curated record
AAUACCGUACGAUGUCUAGGACCAAGAAGACACACUUGUUCCAUUCUAGUUGGCCAUGGAAGUUUAAGCAAUUUAAAAACCAGGUGUCUUUGUAACACUUUGUCUCAAACUAGAGGGAAGAUGGUCGCUUUCUAUAAUAAAGAACUUGGGCAAAUUAGUCUGGAUUCAAAGAUUUCUUCGAUCGUGCUAGUAACUCUGAUUUGAAGGGUAUAUAUAGAGCUAAGACAUUGAGGACUCUUUGCCAUACAAAUUGGGAACAGCCUGCAAAAUUAUUGAGAUCGAGUGAAAUAUUUGCUUGGAAGAUGAGGUGGGGAAUUCCAGAACAAGGGUGGACCAAAGGUCCUUGGACUCCUGCAGAGGAUAAACUGCUUAGUGACUAUAUCAACUUGUAUGGGGAGGGACGAUGGAGCAGUGUGGCCAAGUGUACAGGUUUGAAUAGGAAUGGCAAGAGCUGCAGGCUAAGGUGGGUGAAUUAUCUCAAGCCUGGGCUCAAAAGAGGCCAAUUAACACCCAUAGAGGCUGGCAUUGUUAUUGAAUUGCAUGCUCUCUGGGGUAACAGGUGGUCAACCAUUGCAAGCUACCUGCCUGGGAGAACAGACAAUGAGAUAAAAAACUACCUGAGAACCCGUUUCAAGAAGAAAGACAAAUCCCCUGAGAAGAAAGAAAAGGGUACCAAAGCAAAAAUCCCAAAACAAAAGCAACCACCACAGAUGCAGGAGCAGUUGCCACAAGAGAAUGACAUGAAAAGGGCGGUAUCUUGUGGAAAGAGUACUCCAAGUGAUCAUCAUGAGCAGAUUACAACCGAAGCACAGGGAGGAAAAGAGAUGUUUUUCAUGCACCACCCCACUAAUUUGGAGGAUCAAUGCUUGCCUGUGACAUGUCAGGAUGUGGCAUCAUGGUUGGAUACAAUCAGAGAGGAAGACUUAUGUGGUGGCCUGUGGAACCUAGACAAUCAUUCCAAGGGCGGCAUGGAUGAUCAUCAAGCUACUGCAGCAGGUUUUUCUUGUGGCCGUGUGAAUUCGAUCGAUUACUUCUAUAAUGAAGACUACAUUUUCCUGGAAGGCUGAUGCAUCUAACACAUGAUGCAGUUUUUCUGAACACUCUUUUAAGUUCUUAUUUCAUGUUAACUUAUAAGAAGGGAGGCUUUACCAAAACUUAGUGUGCAACUGGGUUGAUUCCAUUUCAAAUUAAAUAGCCAUUUUUUUUCCAGAA